AUGGACGAUUCACGGAAGGCCUACGUCGUUGCACAGGAUCUUCACAACGCGAUAAUGCAGCGUGACGCAAUAACUAUCAGCGAAAUAACUGGGCGAUAUGUUUCUGGCUACAGGGAAAAGAUUGCGCUUGCUUUCAUGGAACAGUACAAUGUACUCCCUGCGGACCUUUUCAAGGAGUGGGGGACCGGAUAUUUUGAAUCCCUUAUGAUCCGCUGCUGGACCAAUAGACACGAAGCCAGGGCAAAGAUGCUAAAGGAAGCUAUCCGCGGCGCUUUGGACAGAGACGCAUUGGUGGACCUUGUGAUUCUGUGCAGCACAGAUGACUGGGCUAGUACGCUUGUGCACUAUCAGAAGCACUUCAGAAUCGCGCUGAAGGCAGAUAUUCGCUUGAAUAUGCCGGCGGAUCGACCAUGGAAAGCACUAAUUGAUCGCUGGAUGGAACACGACCGGCACUACAGAAACAAUGUAAAGACGGACGCGCAUAUGCUGCUUCAAGCUUUAGAGGGAGGCAAUGGAGCGGCCAUCGUAGAUAUUCUGGUAACCACGAAGCCACAGGAAUGGGAGAAGAUUGUUGCUGCUUACGAGGAGCACACAAACAAGUCCUUGGAGACAGCUAUCUGCAUGGCCUUCCCCGGCUUCGAGCAAACGGCGUUCUGUGCAGCGCACUACUGGCUCUGUGAGCCAAGCAAGGCAGCAGCAUUCUUGAUUCACCGUGCCUGCGAAGGCAAGCGAGGAGACUUUCGCCGUGUUUGCCGCAUUACAAGCCUGGUGCUCGAUCAGUGCCUUAAGUGCAAGUAUGUGUAUAGCGUCUAUGGGCACCUGGCAGCAGACUUUCGCAAAACCUUCAGCGAUAACACCGCCAUCCCACUCAUUUCCCUGUGGCGUGCAUAUGACAUUGGUAAAAUAUUGGCAGAAAAACACGAGAACAUCACUUAA
Molecule: messenger RNA, 936 nt
Organism: Giardia duodenalis
Lineage: Eukaryota; Fornicata; Diplomonadida; Hexamitidae
Product: Alpha-8 giardin
Exons: 1
Coding region: 1-936 (311 amino acids)
Biological process (GO): cytoskeleton organization
Cellular component (GO): cytoplasm
Molecular function (GO): calcium ion binding; calcium-dependent phospholipid binding
Source: RefSeq, a predicted model, not a curated record